AUGUCUAAAGAUUUAUCGUGGUCAGCGAUUCAACUUUCAGCCGCUCGGUUCAGCGUAGAUGGAGAGAGGAGCAACACCAAAGCUCCAGGAUCACGGUCAUCUCCCCUUGCCAUUGCUGCUUCUACUCAUCCCCUUACGACUUGUAUAGCAUGCUUCGAUGAGCGUUCACUCGCAUUUCAUGCUGUUGGUUAUGGCAGAGGUUCUCGUAAACCUGCAGUAGUCAUAACAUCAUCAGGCACCGCAGUUUCAAAUCUUCUACCUGCGGUUGUGGAGGCUAGUCAAGAUUUUGUACCUCUUCUAUUACUCACUGCAGAUCGCCCUCCAGAGCUGCAAGAUUCUGGAGCAAACCAAGCCAUUAAUCAGGUAAACCAUUUUGGUAUAUUUGUGAGGCAUUUCUGCAGUCUUCCUGCAGCCACGGAUACUAUUCCUGCUAGGAUGGUACUUACAACACUUGAUUCUGCUGUUUAUAUGGCAACCGCUUCACCAUGUGGUCCUGUUCAUAUCAACUGCCCUUUUAGGGAACCGCUUGAAAAUAGUUCCAGAAAGUGGAUGUUGAGCUGUUUACAAGGGUUAGAUUUUUGGAUGUCAAGUGCUGAACCAUUUACAAGCUAUAUCCAACUGCAACAUUCUUUUGCACGCAAUGAUGCUCAAGGCCAUAUGGCACAAGUUUUAACAAUGAUACACGGUGCAAAUCGAGGGCUGCUAUUGAUUGGGGCAUUACAUACAGAGGAUGACAUAUGGGCAGCUCUUCUCUUGGCUAAACAACUUUUGUGGCCAGUUAUAGCUGACGUCUUGUCAGGUUUAAGGUUGAGAAAGUAUCUUACUUCUUUCUCUGGAUUUGAAGAGAAUAUUUUAUUCGUUGAUCAUCUUGAUCAUUUACUUCUCUCAAAUUCAGUCAAGGACUGGGUGCAACCUGAUGUUAUCGUCCAGAUUGGAAGUCGGAUAACAAGCAAGCGUAUUUCUCAGAUGCUAGAAGAUUGCUUUCCAUGCUCAUAUAUAAUGGUUGACAAGCAUCCAAGUCGUCACGAUCCUUCACACAUCAUUACACACAGGAUUCAGAGUACUAUUGCUCAAUUUACUGAUUGUUUGCUUAAAGCUUCUGCACCACCUACCAGCAGCAAAUGGAGUGGUUUUCUAAGGUCAUUGAAUAUGAUGGUAUUCGUUCUCUAG
Molecule: messenger RNA, 1170 nt
Organism: Ilex paraguariensis (yerba mate)
Lineage: Eukaryota; Viridiplantae; Streptophyta; Magnoliopsida; Aquifoliales; Aquifoliaceae
Source: the annotation of a GenBank genome assembly